AUGGAUCAGCCCACAAGCACACAGACCCAACACCAACAUGAACCCAUCAGCUUUGGGAUUGACCAGAUCCUGAACAAUUCGGAGCAGGAAAACUCUGCCCAAGUGGCCCCCCGACCCUCCGACAACGCCAACUACCUGAGCAGUCCGAUCAGCCGUUCCAGCGCCCCGUACUCGUCCCUGCCAGCCUCCUUCCCUGGCAUCGGGGCCGCCUUUGAAGACUCGGGAUCUUACAGUGUCAACCUAAGUCUGGCUCCAGCUGGAGUCAUCAGAGUGCCAGCUCAUCGACCUAUCCCUGGUGCCGUCCCACCUCCCAUCUCCAGUGCCAUCCCAGCCAUGCCAGCUGUGCCCGGCCUUGGCAGCCUUAACUUCCCCUGGAUGGAGAGCAGCAGAAGAUUUGUGAAAGAAAGAUUCUCAGGACACCCUUACCAGAAUCGGACGCCUCCCAAGCGUAAAAAAACCGCGAACGUCUUUCUCCAGAGUCCAAAUCUGCGAAUUGGAGAAGCGAUUUCAUCGCCAAAAAUACCUCGCUUCUGCAGAGAGAGCCGCCCUCGCCAAAUCCUUGAAAAUGACCGACGCACAAGUCAAGACAUGGUUUCAAAACAGGAGGACAAAAUGGAGGAGACAGACAGCCGAAGAGAGGGAAGCGGAGAGACAACAGGCGAACAGACUGAUGCUGCAGCUGCAGCACGAUGCGUUCCAGAAGUCGCUCAGCGACUCCAUCCAGCCGGACCCGUUGUGUUUGCACAAUUCUUCUUUAUUUGCACUUCAGAAUCUGCAGCCCUGGGAGGAGGAAGCCAGCAAGAUGACUCCUGUCACCUCCCUAGUGUGAGGAAAAGAACCUGA
Molecule: messenger RNA, 843 nt
Organism: Staurois parvus
Lineage: Eukaryota; Metazoa; Chordata; Amphibia; Anura; Ranidae
Source: the annotation of a GenBank genome assembly